GGUCUUCAGGGGCCUUCCGUACGGCUAUAGGUCACAUGACCCGACUUGCUUCUGCUUAUGCGUUUGCGCUGAAUAACUCAUCCUGCGAUCUGCUUGAGGGUUUGAUAUUAUCUUGCAUGAAUAAAGUAGACUGAGUAUACAUAAUAAGGUUUUUGGAUUGUCUUUAUCUCAUUUGUUUAAUACGAAGCCGCGUUCUUGGCGACUUUCGAUCGCUUCUACGUGCCAGCUUGCUACACAGCUAGCUAAGUUAGCCCGCAACAUCAUCAUUGUAAACAUGAACAUAGACAACGUGAAUCAGUCUAUAACAACUACAGGACCAUCGACGACAUCUUCAACCUCAAGCAAUUGCAUCACGAAUGACACUGUAUCAACCAGCGUCAGCGGCGUUCCUCCAGUUAUGAGCAAUGCAUCCACAUCAGCGGCCACGGUGACACCAGCGGCAGACGCGUCUGUUUCCAAUGGCGUGUACGUUCCUGGUGGCAUCGCCAAUGGAGACGUGAAGCCUGCUGUCUCCACAACACCAUUGGCAGAUUUCCUCAUGCAACUUGAAGACUAUACCCCAACAAUUCCUGAUGCAGUUACAGGAUACUACCUCAACAGAGCUGGCUUUGAGGCAUCUGAUCCAAGAAUAAUACGUCUGAUCUCCCUUGCCUCCCAGAAGUUCAUCUCAGACAUUGCCAAUGAUGCUCUGCAGUAUUGUAAAAUGAAAGGAACUGCUUCAGGAAGUUCAAGAAGUAAGACAAAGGACAAAAAGUAUACUCUGACAAUGGAAGACCUGUCUCCUGCCCUCUCGGAAUAUGGGGUCAAUGUCAAGAAACCAUAUUAUUUCACAUAGAAACUUUACAAAUAGAUAUUUGCUUUUGCUAGAUUAAUACCCCUGCCAAUUCACUAGCCUGUUGAUAACAAUAAAAUCCUUAUUGUUAUUUUUUACUAUGGAGCUUUAGUCCAGUGUUGAUAAGUCUUGGUUUUCUUAUUGCCCUUUUUGUUUUUAGGAAACUACAUUAUACUUUGUGUGAAAUUGUAACAAUACAUUUUUGUGAAAAUAAAACUCUUAAGCUGUUAAA
Molecule: messenger RNA, 1064 nt
Organism: Cynoglossus semilaevis (tongue sole)
Lineage: Eukaryota; Metazoa; Chordata; Actinopteri; Pleuronectiformes; Cynoglossidae
Gene: taf10
Product: TAF10 RNA polymerase II, TATA box binding protein (TBP)-associated factor
Exons: 5
Coding region: 275-835 (186 amino acids)
Biological process (GO): transcription initiation at RNA polymerase II promoter
Cellular component (GO): transcription factor TFIID complex; SAGA complex; nucleus
Molecular function (GO): RNA polymerase II general transcription initiation factor activity; promoter-specific chromatin binding
Source: RefSeq, a predicted model, not a curated record